AUGAACGAAAAUGAGGACGAAGUUACGACAUUUUGUGAUUCCACGUCAGCACUGGUGGAGGGUUGUCGUUUGCCAGUUCGCAUGCAAGGCGGUGAUGAUUGGCCUCUAGCAGAGAUCAUAAGCAUAAAGGAAGUCAGAGGACAACGUGGUUUUUACGUUCAUUAUGUUGACUUUAACAAACGCUUGGAUGAGUGGGUUGGAGAGUCAUGGCUGGAUACACGAAAGGUUCAAUUCCCAAGAAGGGAUGGUGCACCUUCCGGUGGCACAACAACUCCGAAGAAAACACAUAUUGGAUCAGGAGGUGGCAUAAUGCCUCAAUUUAUUAAUGAUAAUGUCUGCCCUGAACCCCAGAAGUCUCUAAAUAACCAUAGAGACACUAAUGCAAAGCAACAACUUCAACCUAAAUUGCCCGAAAAAACCCUUAAUAGCAAUGCCCUCAAUGGUUCUGCACAAAAGUACACACCUGCUCUUACGAGUGAGCCGCGUCAGUUGGUCUCCAGGCCAGCCAGCCCUACACUAUUGCCAGAAACGAACAGCUUGGUGAACGGUGGCGCUGUUUUAGCAGCCGCCCUCCAGAAGAAAAUUAAUAGAAAACGAAAAGCGAACUCGCUCGAGAAUGAGGAGCCCCCCUCCCUGGACUCGUUGGACGGCGAAGCCGUCGCGAGCGGAACGGCCACGCCCACCGCCAGGCCCCGCCAGUCGGGCAGCCUGGUCGCGCACGGCCACGACGACCUCGUCACCCGCAUGAAGAACAUCGAGCUCAUCGAGCUCGGCAAGCACAGGAUACGGCCCUGGUACUUCGCCCCCUACCCGCAGGAAAUGGUCAAUUUGCCUUGCAUAUACAUAUGCGAAUUCUGUUUGAAGUACAGAAAAAGUAAAAAGUGCCUAGAAAGACAUUUAAUCAAGUGCAAGCUGAAGCAUCCGCCAGGCAACGAGAUCUACCGCAAGGGCAGCAUUUCGUUCUUCGAGAUUGACGGGCGGAAGAACAAAUGCUACGCGCAGAACCUCUGCCUCCUGGCGAAGCUGUUCUUGGACCACAAGACCUUAUACUACGACACGGAUCCGUUUCUAUUUUACGUUAUGACGGAGUUCGACGCUAGAGGGUUCCACAUAGUCGGUUAUUUCUCAAAGGAGAAGGAAAGCACUGAAGACUACAACGUGGCUUGUAUUUUAACUCUACCUCCAUACCAAAGAAAGGGUUAUGGAAAACUUUUAAUAGAAUUUAGUUACGAGCUAUCGAAGUUCGAAGGCAAAACCGGUUCGCCAGAGAAGCCCUUGUCGGAUCUCGGCCUGUUGUCGUACAGAAGUUAUUGGGCCCAGACGAUAUUGGACAUACUUAUGAACGUUAAACCGGUCGGAGACAACGAAAAACCAAUUAUUACGAUCAACGAGAUCUGCGAGCUGACCAGCAUAAAGAAGGAGGACGUCAUAAGCACACUGCAGAAUCUGAACUUGAUCAACUAUUACAAGGGCCAGUACAUAAUAUCGGUGAAUCAGGAAAUCGCCCAGCAACACGAGAAAGCGAUGGAGAAGAAGUUACUGCGCAUCGACCCCAAAUGUCUGCACUGGACACCCAAAGACUGGUCCAAGCGGGCUAAAUGCGUU
Molecule: messenger RNA, 1605 nt
Organism: Iphiclides podalirius (scarce swallowtail)
Lineage: Eukaryota; Metazoa; Arthropoda; Insecta; Lepidoptera; Papilionidae
Source: the annotation of a GenBank genome assembly